Gasterosteus aculeatus aculeatus (three-spined stickleback) is the source of this 7532-nucleotide messenger RNA. It is a transcript of the gene mast1a, whose product is annotated as microtubule associated serine/threonine kinase 1a. NCBI's taxonomy places the organism in Eukaryota, Metazoa, Chordata, Actinopteri, Perciformes, Gasterosteidae. The record is from RefSeq and is a predicted model, not a curated record. Gene Ontology annotation, molecular function: protein binding; protein serine/threonine kinase activity; ATP binding. Gene Ontology annotation, biological process: intracellular signal transduction; cytoskeleton organization; peptidyl-serine phosphorylation.
GGAAGUGGGUGGUGUAAGCGGAGGAUGGAGCGGACCCCGCGCGGGGACCACAGAUCGCGAUUCCUCGAGAAGAAUCACUGUUCCGCCGCAGGAGAACGGAGUGCGCGCACCGGGGACGAAAACGGGGGGAAUCCGCCGACCGGAGGGCGGAAAACGAUGUGCGUGUUUUUCACCGCUACACCCUCAUCGAUCGCGCGUCUUUAUUCGUUUAGCGGCCGUUGAGAAGCUCAGAAGCUCGACGCGUGUGAUCGAGAUUUGCAGUCGACGUGCACGCGAUGAACUCCGCGUCCACGCGCACACCUUCUGAGCCGCACGCGCGGGACCGGCUCUGAACGUGGCGGCUCGCGGACUCUUCCCCCCCCCACCUCCCAGCGUGGUGAUGGAAGCCUUUCUGGAGGAGCACAGCAGCCGCGCGGAUUCAUUCUUCAUCACGUUUCGUGCGCAAACUGUGAGAGAAGCUGCUGAUUGACGCGCCGGGCUGUUUGUGUUCUGCGUCCCACACCUGGACUUGACUUCGUGCACGCGGAUCCCGCCGUGCAGCCACGUGCUUAUUCUGCAAGUCCCCCCCCACACACACAGCAUCUGUCAGUCUGUGUCAGUUCAGCCGUCGUGUGCGGCACUGAACACAAACUCUCCGCCAUUUAACUGAAGGUCUUCGUCUCCCCUCGUCGGUGAAAUGACGCUCGAAGCCGCGAACACUGCGCCGAGUGUCUCGGUUUGAUAGUAAACAGACUCCCGCUGGAAGCCACGCGAGACUGAGGGGCCCUUUUUGCUCACGCGCUCCGCCACCUGGAAAUCACAGGAGCCCGCGAGAGCCCUCUGCGCAGGUGUGCACCGGGCGCGCGCCAUGGACGACUCGGGGAUCAUCCGCAGACGGAGGCUGCAGAAGGAUUUACCUCUGCCGCGCAAAAGCAGCAGUUGCAGAACCAGCAACAGGAAAAGCCUGAUCCUGACCAGCACGUCGCCCACCUUGCCGCGGCCCCACUCGCCACUGCCUGGACACAUCGGAAGCAGUCCGCUGGACAGCCCGCGCAACUUCUCGCCCAGCGGACCAGCCCACUUCUCCUUCGCCUCCUCUCGCAGGGCUGAUGGUCGUAGAUGGUCCUUGGCUUCUCUGCCUUCCUCUGGAUAUGGCACCAAUACGCCCAGUUCAACGUCAUCCAGCUCAUCCCAGGAGCGUCUGCACCAACUGCCCUUCCAGCCGACGAUGGACGAGCUGCACUUCCUGUCCAAGCACUUUGGCAGCACCGAGAGCAUCACGGACGACGACGGGGGCCGGCGCUCGCCGCACGCCCGACCUCGCUCCCGGAGCCUCAGCCCGGGGCGCUCUCCAUCCUGUUAUGACAAUGAAAUAAUGAUGAUGAACCAUGUCUACAAGGAGCGCUUCCCCAAGGCAACGGCGCAGAUGGAGGAGAGGCUGGCAGAGUUCAUCCACAACUACUGCCCGGAGAGCGUGAUGCCGCUGGCCGACGGCGUCCUGAGCUUCAUCCACCACCAGGUAGCCGAGCUGUCCAGGGACUGCCUCACAAAGUCGCGCGAGGGCCUCAUCACCAGCGUGUACUUCUGCGAGCUGCAGGAGAACCUGGAGAAGCUGCUGAACGACGCCUACGAGCGCUCCGAGAGUUCGGAGCUCACCUUCGUCAUCGAGCUGGUCAAAAAGCUCUUCAUCAUCAUAUCCCGUCCAGCGCGGCUCCUCGAGUGUUUGGAGUUCAACCCUGAAGAGUUUUACCAUCUGCUGGAGGCGGCGGAGGACCACGCCAAGGAGGGACAGCUGAUGAAGGCCGACAUCCCCCGAUACAUCAUCAGCCAGUUGGGCCUGACCAGAGACCCGCUGGAGGAAAUCGUUGGCCUCGACAGCUACGACAGUGAGGGUCCACACACUCCGGAGGCCGACGACUCCACCGAGGGAAAAGGGAGAGUCAUCAAGCCGCCGAGUGAGGAGGAUUUUCAGAGCAUCAAGCUGAUCAGCAAUGGAGCUUAUGGUGCCGUCUACCUGGUGCGACACAGAGAGACGCGUCAGCGCUUUGCCAUGAAAAAGAUCAACAAGCAGAAUCUGAUCCUGAGGAACCAGAUCCAGCAGGCCUUCGUGGAGAGGGACAUCCUCACCUUCGCGGAGAAUCCCUUCGUGGUCUCCAUGUUCUGCUCCUUUGAGACGCGGAGACAUCUGUGCAUGGUCAUGGAAUAUGUUGAGGGGGGCGACUGCGCCACUUUGCUGAAGAACAUUGGGGCUCUGCCGGUGGAGCUGGCAAGGAUGUACUUCGCCGAGACCGUUUUAGCCCUGGAAUACCUGCACAACUAUGGCAUCGUCCACAGAGACCUCAAGCCUGACAACCUGCUGAUCACCUCCAUGGGCCACAUCAAGCUUACAGACUUUGGCUUGUCAAAGAUGGGUCUAAUGAGCCUCACCACCAACCUGUACGAGGGACACAUUGAGAAAGAUGCCCGAGAGUUCCUGGACAAGCAGGUGUGUGGUACUCCAGAGUACAUCGCUCCGGAGGUGAUUCUGCGGCAGGGCUACGGAAAGCCCGUGGACUGGUGGGCCAUGGGCAUCAUCCUCUAUGAGUUCCUGGUGGGCUGUGUGCCUUUCUUUGGAGACACGCCGGAGGAGCUGUUUGGACAGGUCAUCACAGACAACAUCGUUUGGCCAGAUGGGGAUGACGCCUUGCCCGCGGAUUCCCAGGACCUCAUCUCUGCCCUGCUGCAGACCAACCCUCUUGUGAGGCUGGGUACAGGCAGCGCUUUUGAGGUGAAGCAGCACUCCUUCUUCACGGAGCUGGACUGGAACAGUUUGCUGAGACAGAAGGCCGAGUUCAUCCCUCACCUGGAGUCAGAAGAGGACACCAGCUACUUUGACACUCGCUCGGAUCGGUACCACCACAUCAAUGCGUACGACGAGGACGACACCAACGACGAUGAGCCGGUGGAGAUCAGCAAGUUCUCCUCCUGUUCUCCUCGCUUCAGCAAGGUCUACAGCAGCAUGGAGCAUCUGUCGCAGCUGGAGCACAAAGCCUCAAACUCCGUGUCCCGUCGGGAGCACAAAGGCCCGCGGGAGGACAAGGUGACCAAGAGAGAGAGCCUGGGCAGCUUCUGCAUGAGAGACAAGAGCUGGAGGACCGGAUCCCCCGAGAUGAAGCGCCUGUCUUGUUCAGAGUCCCUCUACAUGGAGGGGGAGGCGAGCCCUCCCCUUGGCGCUCGCAGACGCUUCUCAGCGCUGAUGGACACACACCGCUUCGCCUCCGCGCUGGACGGCGAGCCAGACUUCCUCUCCCGGCAGACCCCCAUGAAGGUCCGCGGGACCUCGCUGGACGGGACGAGCGUCCCCUCACCGACCCUGCUGGAGCCGCGGGGCGGCCUGAAGGAGAUCAACGGAGCAGAUAAGUCCCCUAGGCAUGGAGAGACACCGGGAGUUACCACGGCAACGUCAACAGCAGCGCCUUCGGUAGCCGGUCGUGACGUGAUGACCCCUCUGUACGACCCGCUGGGGCCCCGGGCCACCAACGACCUGGUCCUCCGCAGGGCCCGCCAUCAGCAGAUGUGUGGCGACGGCGACAAACGCAACUCCAGAGCCGGAAGCAAGGUCACCAAGUCAGCGUCUGCCACCGCCCUGUCCGUCAUCAUACCAUCAGUGGAGCAGCACGGCGGCUUCUCCCCGUUGGCGAGCCCCAUGUCCCCCCACGCCUUCUCCUCCAACCACUCGUCCCGUGACUCGUCGCCCAGCAGAGACUUCUGCCCGUCAGUGAGCGCGCUGCGCUCUCCCAUCACCAUCCACCGCUCCGGAAAGAAGUACGGCUUCACUCUGAGGGCCAUCCGGGUCUACAUGGGAGACAGCGACAUCUACAGCGUGCACCACAUUGUUUGGCAUGUGGAGGAGCGCGGCCCCGCACAGGAAGCCGGCCUGUGUGCCGGUGACCUCAUCACCCACGUCAACGGGGAGUCCGUCCACGGUCUCGUGCACACUGAGGUGGUGGAGCUCAUCCUCAAGAGUGGAAACAAGGUGACGGUGACCACCACGCCUUUCGAGAACACCUCCAUUAAAGUGGGUCCUGCCCGCAAGGCCGGCUACAAGUGUAAGAUGGCCCGGCGGAACAAGAGGACCGCGGCAAAGGACGGCCAGGACAGUAAGAAGCGAAACUCCUUGUUCCGUAAGAUCACGAAGCAGUCCAAUCUCCUGCACACCAGCCGCAGCCUGUCCUCUUUGAAUCGCUCUCUGUCCUCCAGUGAGAGUCUCCCCGGCUCCCCGACUCACGGCCUGUCUGCCCGGUCGCCGACGCAGGGCUACCGCUCCACGCCGGAGCCCUCGCACCUGGGAGCCUCCUCGCAGAGCAGCUCUCCGGCCUCCAGCACGCCAAACUCCCCCGCUCCGUCUCAGCACAUGAGGCCCAGCUCGCUGCACGGCCUCUCGCCGAAACUGCACCGCCAGUACCGCUCUGCCCGCUGCAAGUCCGCGGGCAACAUACCCCUGUCCCCGCUCGCCCACACGCCCUCCCCCACCCAGUCCUCGCCGCCGCCGCCGCCGCUGCCCGGCCACACCGUUGGAAGCUCCAACACCACCCAAUCCUUCCCCGUCAAGCUCCACUCCUCGCCGCCGGUGGUCCGCCCCAGGCCCAAGAGUGCCGAGCCCCCCCGAUCCCCUCUUCUCAAGCGGGUGCAGUCGGCGGAGAAGCUGGGCUCGCCCCUGACCCAGUCCAGCUCCACGGGCGGGCUCGGCGGCCCGCUGAGGAAGCACAGCCUGGAGGUGCAGCACUCUGAGUACCGCAAGGAUGCCUUCCUCUGCGAGCUCGGGCUCCAGAGCCUGCUGGAGACGGACGGGGAAAACCUGCCGCCCAAUCCUCCGCCCCCGCCCUCGUCCUCCGCAAACCCGGAGACCGGUGUCCUCAAGCCUGUGAGGAGACUGGGUAGACAGGAGUCCCCGCUCAGCAGGGAAACACUGCUGGCCGGGAGAGACAGGGAGGAGAGGGAGAGGGGACGGGAGAGGGAGAGGGAGAGGGAUUCUGAUGCCGGCACAGUCCUGGAGAGGUUGAGUCGCUUUGGAGCAGCAGGAUCCCAGUCGUCAUUCACGAGAAAAGCCCACAGCGAGCUGGCCUUCGGCGCGCAGGCCGGACCGAGCUCCAGGCUUUGUGUAGAACCCACCAAACCCACGGGUUCUAGCAGCCUCAUUAAAACGACAGGAAGUCUCGGUGGUCAGAAGGGACCUGAAAACGUCCCUCAGAGUCCGACGGACUCGGCGUCGAAACAGCGAGACCCCAUGGGAUCCAAAAGUGUGUUCUCUAACAUUAAAGAAGUCAAGGAGCAGCUAUGGGGCAGAACUGAGCCCAAGCAGGAAGCGGAGAGCAGGGGUAGGCCCGGUGCCGCAGGUGCUGCCCUGAGCAGGAGCUCCGCUUCCACGCUGGAUAAAUCAAGCGUCAGCGCGGCAUCCAAGGCUGGUCCUCUGAGCAUCAUCAAACCCUUUAAACCGUCGGGUCCGGGGGGCAGCCCGAGAAAGGCCGGGGGGGAGAGCGGCGACUCCAGGACUCCAGACUUUGGCUCCAAAAGCCCCAAGCUGGCGGCGCGCGUACUCGCCCCCGUCGUGCCCCCACACGGCCAGCCGCUCCUGCUGGGCAAGGUGAGGCAAGGGCUCGGGCCCGUCAACUGCUAUCGGGGGACCCUUGACUGGGAGGACAAAUGUCGCCUGGAAGUGGUGGAGGAGCAUUCGCCGUCGCCCUCUCCCUCCCCGACGUCCGUCGGCCCCUCCCUCUGCGGACCUUCGCUCUGCAAGUCCCGGCCCGUCUCCCCCGGCGACAAGACCAGCUUCGUCAGCCAGCUGACCACUGUGGCCAAAAGCGUGCUGGGCCCCAUCAAGCUCGGCUCCCAGGACGGGUCCAAGAGCAAAGAGCAGCAGACUAAGGCGGCGGCGGCGGCGGCGGAGGAGAGGCAGGGAGGCGCGGCGGGAAGGCCUGACGCGCCCGCCGGAGGGCGAGUGGUCGUUGGGGCAGCGGCGGUGACCCAAAGUCCCGCUGGCUCAGCGCUAGAGAGGGCAGCGGCGGGAAGCAGCCGGCCCAGUAUGUGACCCCCAAGGGGUCCCUAGAUGGGACCUUUUUUUUGGGGAGAAGCACUUCAAACAAUGUACAUUCCAGUUUCAGGGUAUAUAAAAUGUUAUUUAUUGAUCGCAAUGAUUGACUAAUUCUUACUCAAACCAGGAGUGAAAAGAUGUUACGUAAAGGUGCAUUACUGUUGAUUUUCUAUUCUAAACUAUUUAAUAAGAGGACUCACUCGUUAAUGUAACGUGGAACACUUUACCAGAUAUAUACGUGUGUGGGUCUAUGUGAACGCAUGUCAUAUAUAGUAUGUACUGUACGUGUAUAUUAGGUACAAGAAGGUCAAAAAGUGCUUUACCGAUCAAAACGUGCUGAAAACUGUGAACACCAAAAUCCAGUCACACUAUUUUGUCUCUUUCAAACCAGCGCUUUGUUCUCUCACCGCUUUAUCAAGCAAGACAAUAACCAACCAAGUUGUGGUCCCGUUGUAAUAUUGGCAUCAAGUGGGGCAGCAGAGCCUCAGUUUGGCUUCGGCGGGUCAGCAAGCAGCUGAAGAUGAUUGAGCUCAUUUCUUUAUCCGGCAGUUUACGGAGUCGCUGUGCAUCGUUCACACAAAGCCGAAGCAGGCACUCUGUCACUGGAUGUCACGUCUGGCUCUGCCAGUCGCCGGGGAUUGUGUGUGUGUGUGUGCGUGUGUGUGUGUAAAGCCACCGUGGGUCUAUUUCCGUUGCUUUUUGGGGGCUGCGUCGUCCUGCAGAGGAAAGCGUGUUUGACAGAGCUCAGGCUCAGCGCUUAUCUCCCCUUUGCAGGAGGGCUGCCACAGCACACACACACACACACGCACACACACACACACACACACACACACGCCACGCUCCUACAAACUGGGAUGCGAGUGUGUUUUGCGAGUGACUUAAGAAGCGUGCGGGGAUUCUUGCCGCUCGUGGGUGACUCAGCGGGUCAAACUGGAAAUCGGAUCCUGUGACGUUAACAGGCUUUGCGGAAUACUUUCCGAAUUCAUUAACAAAUCCCACAGGCUCAGUGAAGACAAUGUGUGUAGAUAUAGUAUAUUAAAAAAAAGUAAUCGUAAGCACAUAUACAGUGAAGCCGUGUGUCGUUUUGAGCCCUAGCAGGAAAGGUAGGCCGUUAUGGAUGUAGCAUACAGUUAUGUGUUUGUUAAAGGGCUCUAGAGAUGAGGUAGGGUGUGUGGAUGUGGGCAGGGUACAAUAUAUCACUAUGAACCUGUUGCUGUAAGGGUUAGGUUGUUAGGAACCACAAGCUAGGUAGUCAAGACCGAUUCAUGUGAAAACACACGUUUUUGAGAGGCAACGCACUGAUUUAACAUUAUCAGCAAGAACGCUGGUCAGAUGCUCACAGGGAGAAAGCACUUGUGCUGCUCCUAUUGGUUCCCAGUAACUACUCAUUCACUGCUGUGUGUGUGUGAGCACUGCUGUCACGGUUAUACCAACAAGAACAGCUUCACAUAGACAUGCAUUUACUUUUCCAAAAAAAAAGUAG